Messenger RNA from Effrenium voratum, 1374 nucleotides. NCBI's taxonomy places the organism in Eukaryota, Dinophyceae, Suessiales, Symbiodiniaceae. The record is from the annotation of a GenBank genome assembly.
AUGAUAGACCGCGCAACUGCAACGCUGGCGUACCCGAAUCCGCGUCAGCGAGACGGAUCGUUCUCGAAAGAUCGGCGAUACAUGAAACUGCUGCUUAUCGGGUCCGGCGGGCGUGAGCACGCCCUUGCCUGGGCUUUGGCGAAAUCCCCGAAACUGACCAAGCUUUACGCCGCUCCCGGAAAUGCCGGGAUCGCCGAAAUCGCCGAUCUGACCGACCUGAAUGUUUCCGAUCAUGAUGCCGUGAUCGGGUUCUGUCGCGCAAAACAGAUCGAUCUCGUGGUUGUUGGUCCUGAAGCACCGCUUGUUGCCGGGAUUGUCGACGACCUUGAAGCAGCCGGCAUCAAGGCAUUCGGACCAAGCCGAGCCGCCGCACAGCUGGAGGGAUCCAAGGCAUUCACAAAGGGUGUGUGUGACGACGCGGCAAUUCCGACAGCCGGAUAUGGGCGUUUUGCCGAUUGCGACGCCGCACUUUCCUACGUCCGCGACCAGGGAGCACCCAUCGUCGUCAAGGCCGAUGGUCUUGCGGCCGGAAAGGGUGUCGUGGUCGCCAUGACCCUUGGUGAAGCGGAAGACGCGGUCAAGGCCUGCUUCGAAGGUUCGUUCGGGGAUGCCGGUGCCGAAGUGGUCAUAGAAGAGUUCCUGCAAGGUGAAGAAGCCAGCUUCUUCGUGCUUUCCGACGGUACCCAUGCCCUCCCCCUGGCAACCGCCCAGGAUCACAAGCGCGCCUAUGACGGCGACGAAGGACCCAAUACCGGCGGAAUGGGGGCUUACUCACCGGCACCCGUCCUGACAGGCGACCUGGUCACGCGGGUCAUGGAUCAAAUUGUCAAUCCGACGAUCAAAACCCUGGCGGACCGCGGAACCCCUUUCAAAGGCGUUCUCUAUGCCGGCCUGAUGAUCACCGCGGCUGGUCCGAAGCUGAUUGAAUACAACACCCGUUUCGGCGAUCCGGAGUGUCAGGUCUUGAUGCUGCGUCUCAAGAGCGACCUUCUGGAACUCAUGCAGCGCAGCGUUGAAGGAACAUUGGCAACUGCAAACGCCGACUGGAGCCAUGAGAGUGCACUUACCGUCGUCAUGGCCGCAAACGGAUAUCCGGCAGCAUACGAAAAGGGCACCGAAAUUCGUGGCCUCGAAAAGAUAGGAUCCGAGACGCUCGAAGUGUUUCAUGCCGGCACCAAACGCGAGGAUGAACGAUUGCUGGCAAAUGGAGGCCGGGUGCUGAAUGUGACCGCGCUCGGUGAUACGGUUCGCGACGCAAAAGCCCGCGCCUACGCGGCAGUCGGGCAGAUAGACUGGCCGGAAGGCUUUUGCCGUAACGACAUCGGCUGGCGCGCUGUUGAGCGCGAGGUAGCCGAAGGUACCGGAGACGAAUAA